Messenger RNA from Talaromyces amestolkiae, 1257 nucleotides. RefSeq lists its product as uncharacterized. Lineage: Eukaryota; Fungi; Ascomycota; Eurotiomycetes; Eurotiales; Trichocomaceae. Gene Ontology annotation, cellular component: peroxisome. Gene Ontology annotation, biological process: phenylacetate catabolic process; fatty acid beta-oxidation. The record is from RefSeq and is a predicted model, not a curated record. The coding region runs from base 1 to 1257 and encodes 418 amino acids. Gene Ontology annotation, molecular function: acetyl-CoA C-acyltransferase activity. The transcript is spliced from 3 exons.
AUGUCUCAAGCACAACAACGCCUCUCCCAGGUGUCCUCGCACCUCUCCACGCCAAAAUCCACCUCCAACAACAUCCUCUCCAAAAACCCAGAUGACAUCGUCGUAACCGCCGCUCUCCGCACCCCUUUUACCAAGGGCGGAAAGGGAGGCUUCAAAGACACCGCCGCCUCUGACCUCCUCGUCGGUGCAUUCCAGGGCCUUCUGAAGCGCAGCGGUAUUGAUCCGAAACUCGUUGAAGAUAUUGCCGUUGGAUCGGUGUUGCCACCCGGCGGAGGAGCAACUGAAUUCAGAGCUGCGGCGCUUGUGGCUGGGUUCCCAGAGUCGACUGCUGUGCGCAGUUUGAACAGGCAGUGUUCGAGCGGAUUACAGGCUGUGACUGAUAUUGCGAAUGCCAUCCGCGCGGGUCAGAUUGAGGUUGGUGUUGGUGCGGGUGUGGAGAGUAUGAGUUUGCAAUACGGACCCGGUGCCGUAACAGAAUUCUCCGACCUCCUCGAAAACCACCUACAAGCCGCAAACUGCAAAGUGCCCAUGGGCGUCCUAUCCGAAAACAUGGCCAAAGACCGCAACAUCACCCGCGCCGACCAAGACGCCUUUGCCGCCUCAUCCUACCAAAAAGCCAUCAAAGCCCAGAAGGCGGGUCUAUUUGACGAAGAAAUCUACCCUUUGACCGUGAAAUGGACAGACCCCAAAUCCGGCGAGGAGAAGACCAUCACCGUCAAGGCUGACGACGGCGUGCGCGAGGGAAUCACAGCUGAGUCUCUCGGCAAAAUCAAACCCGCCUUCGCCAAAGACGGAAGUAUUCACGCCGGUAACGCAUCGCAAGUCUCCGACGGCGCUGCCGCUGUACUGCUCAUGAAGCGCUCCACAGCCGAAAAACUAGGACAAACUAUCAUCGGAAAAUUCGUCACGGCCUCCAUCGUCGGCGUCGAGCCUCUACUCAUGGGUAUCGGACCAUGGAAAGCCAUCCCCGUGGCCCUCGAAAAGGCUGGAAUCUCAAAGGAUGAUGUAGACAUUUACGAAAUCAAUGAAGCGUUUGCGUCGCAAUGCGUUUGGUGUGUGAAGGAGUUGGGAUUACCUUUCGAAAAAAUUAACCCGAAAGGUGGCGCGAUUGCGUUUGGGCAUCCGUUGGGAUGUACGGGAGCGAGACAGGUUAGUACCCUGUUCACGGAGCUGAAGAGGACGAAUAAGAAGAUCGGGGUUACGAGUAUGUGUGUUGGAACGGGGAUGGGCAUGGCUGCUGUUUGGGUUGCGGAGUAG